CCUUCACACACCUCCUCACUCACUCACUCAUACACAGAGAGGAGAGGGAGAGCAGCCUGCCUUCCAAACACAGUCAUGAGUAGCAUUGGAUAUGACCCCUACUACUCCUCCUCGUCAUACAGACGCUGGUAUGUCGAGGCUCCCCAACGUGUAGUGAUGACUAGAGGGAGGACCCACUCCGUCUACUCCUCACAUGCUUCCCCAAUGUCCUCUUCCCGUCUGCAGUACUCCUCUCCCAGCCGGGUGCUGCUCUCCUCCUCCUCGCCGGCCUCUUCCCUUGAGCUGGAGCUCAGCCAGGCAGCCCAGAUCAGCUCGGAAUUCCGCACCAUUCGCACGCAGGAGCGCAGCCAGCUUCAGGAGCUCAAUGACCGCUUUGCUGGUUUCAUCGAGAGGGUGCGUGAGCUGGAGCAGCAGAACCGAGCCCUGGAGGCAGAGUUGAUGCUGCUGAGGCAAAGGCACACUGAGCCAUCCCGUCUGAGAGCACUGUACGAGCAGGAGGCCCGGGCUCUGAGGGCAGCUGUAGAAGAGGCCAGGGCAGAGCAGCAGGCUGCCCUAGGACAGAGAGAGCGGCUGGAGCAGACCCUGACAGCCCUGCAGGCUCGGUAUGAGGAGGAGGUGCUGGCUCGGGAGGAGGCCGAGGGCAGGCUGAUGGAUAUGCGACGUGAGGCCGACCAGGCUGCUUUAGCCAAGGCUGAGCUGGAGAAGAGCAUCGAAACUCUGCUGGAGGAGCUGGCUUUCCUUAAGAGGAUCCAUGAGGGAGAGGUGGCUGAGCUUCAGGCCCAGGUCCAACUGGGUGUCCAAGUGGCAGUGGAAUCUGAAGCUGCAACCCCUGACCUCUCCGGGGCUCUCAGGGACAUCCGGUCUCAGUAUGAAAGGCUGGCUGCAAGGAACAUGCAGGCAGCAGAGGAAUGGUUCAAAGGAAAGGUGGGAUCCAUGACUGAAACCGUAGCCCAGCACAGUGAUGCAGUGAGAAGCUCCAAGGACGAAGCAGGAGAGUACCGACGCCAGCUCCAGACCCGGCUGCUGGAAAUCGAUGCCUGCAGAGGCCUCAAUGAAUCCCUGGAAAAACAGCUGCAUGAGAUGGAGGAGAAACAGAGUGCUGAGAUUGCUGCUAUGCAGGACACCAUUGGAGAGUUGGAAGGGGAGCUGAGAGGCACUAAACAGGAGAUGGCACGCUACCUGAAAGAGUACCAGGAUCUCCUGAAUGUCAAGAUGGCUUUGGAUAUUGAGAUUGCUGCAUACAGGAAGCUCCUGGAGGGCGAGGAGUCUCGCUUCAAUGUGGGUCUGGCUGGGGGCGUGUCCUCUCUGUACAGCCACAGUUUUUCAGCACCUGCCUUUGCCCGACCCGUCCUCUCCAGCCUGAGCUCUGGCACCUCCUACUUGAUGACAUCACGCCUGCUCAGCUCCAGCGUCAGCACUACAGAGGGUAUCAUCUCUGCUAGCCAAGCCCAGCAGGCUGAAGCCGGCCCACCUGCAGAGGAGGAGGAGCAGGAAGAAAAGGAGGAGGAGAAGGAGGAGGAGGAGAAGGAGGAGGAGAAGGAGGAGGAGGCAGAGGAAGAGGGAGGGGAGGAGGAGGUAAAGGAGGAAGGAGAGGAGGAGGAGGACAAGGAAGCGGAGGGAGGAGAGGAGACAGAGGAGGCAAAGGAGGAAGAAGAAAAGGAGGAAGGAGAGGGAGGAGAGGAGGAGGGUGAGAAAGGAGAGGAAGAAGAGGACGAGGCUAAAGAAGGAGCUGAGGAGGCAAAAGAAGGAGAGGAGGGUGGUGAUGAAGAGGAGCAAAAGGAGGAGGUGACAGAGGCAGCUGAAGAUGAAGGAGAGAAAGACGACAAAGGAGAAGAGGAGAAGGAAGAAAAAGAAGAAGCACAAGAAGAGGCAGCAGCAGAAGACACUGAUGAUAAAGCUGAGGAGGCCAAAGAAGACGUAAAAGAUGAGAAGGAAGAAGCAACAAAGAGUGAAGAGAAAGAAGACAAAACUGAUGCCAAAAAAGAAGACAAAGAAGACGCCAAACCCGACAAAGAGAAGGAGAAAGCUGCCCCAAAGCCAGAUGACAAAGCUGACACCAAAAAGGAGAAAGUGGAGGAAAAAGCAGCUAAACCUGAGGCUGCUGAAGAGAAGAGCACAAAGGAGAAAAAGUAAGCCAGCUGCACCAGCAAAUGUCAGUCGAGUCUGUCCAUUAGCUCAAUAACCAGUAGCGGCAUCUACGCUAUCCUGUCAGUACUGCUUGUUAACAUGGUGCUCAGUAAAACAGUCCAAAAGCCAUUUACAGCAACAAAUCGAGGUUAACUGCUUGCAAAUAUUCAAAGUAGUCCGUAAAGGUCCGGUUACACAACUCAUGAUGAUUCAAUUAUGCAUCAAUGCUGAAUGUAAAAGUGGGUGUGAGAGUUUUGGGUGGUUAAAUAAACACCUCUUA
Cheilinus undulatus (humphead wrasse) is the source of this 2407-nucleotide messenger RNA. RefSeq names its product neurofilament light chain a (gene nefla). Gene Ontology annotation, cellular component: axon; postsynaptic intermediate filament cytoskeleton; cytoplasm. The transcript has 4 exons. The record is from RefSeq and is a predicted model, not a curated record. Gene Ontology annotation, biological process: neurofilament bundle assembly. Lineage: Eukaryota; Metazoa; Chordata; Actinopteri; Labriformes; Labridae. The coding region runs from base 76 to 2133 and encodes 685 amino acids. Gene Ontology annotation, molecular function: structural constituent of postsynaptic intermediate filament cytoskeleton.